Molecule: messenger RNA, 2216 nt
Organism: Drosophila nasuta
Lineage: Eukaryota; Metazoa; Arthropoda; Insecta; Diptera; Drosophilidae
Exons: 6
Coding region: 90-2216 (708 amino acids)
Biological process (GO): apoptotic DNA fragmentation
Cellular component (GO): nucleus; mitochondrial inner membrane
Molecular function (GO): metal ion binding; single-stranded DNA endonuclease activity; RNA endonuclease activity
Source: RefSeq, a predicted model, not a curated record
UCGAAGUCAAUACUCAAUGUGUUAUUGGACCAGAAUAUUUGAGAAGCAGCAAUCGCGUAUUUACCAUAAAAACUGGCAAUGAUUUUAAGAUGCUACGGACUAACGAAGUGCCUGUUGGAACCACAUUGAGAAUCUUUUGUUCUCCCACUGAUUUUGUGGACACCACUUGCACUCGCUCACAAGCAUCCAGUACAAUGAUGCAGGCCAACAAAAAGCAAAAGGCUAAUAAUGAUCAAGCUAUAGUGUUUAAACCUGAUUUACAGAGACAAAGUUGCGAUGGGGCCUCAAACGCUGAAUGUGAUCCCGAAGCUGAUGAAUUUGAUACUGAAUUGCCGACUUCGAAGCCAAAAAAGGUAUUCAGAUCGACUCAUAUGGAAAUCAAAGACGAUUCUUGCCCUGAACCAGCAAAAAUGUUUCUUGUUGGAUUCAAGUUGAAUAAAGAUCAGUUUCUUGAGGUAUACAGAACCUGCUAUGAUGCAAGUUCUCAAGCAGCAUUAUUUUCAAUUCAUGAAAUUGAACCAUUUAGCGCAACUGCUAAUCGUAAGGGGGAAUGGACUAAGCCAAGAGUUGUACUUACUAACAGAUUGUUCAAGGCCGAGGAAAUAUGGAAAACUUUUAAAAACCUUUUUGGUGAUGAUCAGACAUACGUACCAGAACCUAAAAACCAAGAUAAUGGCGAAAGUAAGGACGAUGGCGAAAAGAAGGAUGAUGUGGAAACGAAGGAUGAUGAAAAAAAAGGAGAACUGAACUACACAUUUGCACGUGGCCAUUUGGCGCCAUCAGCUGACUUCGUUUUCUGUAGUCAAAAGAGAGCUUCCUUCAAGCUUUAUAAUGCAGUUCCACAAUAUGCCACAGUUAAUAGUGGCAAUUGGUUUCAUUCUGUUGAAAAAUGGGUUCGCGACAGUACGCUGUCCUAUGGAAAACUCACGAUAGACUCUGCAAGAUGGACAAGAUUAGUAAAUCAGUCGUCGAUCAGCCUCACUCAAAGUCGCAAGAUGCUUAAGAAGCUUAGCAUAUUUUUCAUGUUGCUUAUUUUCGAAGUCAAUACUCAAUGUGUUAUUGGACCCGAAUAUUUGAAAAGCAGCAAUCGCGUAUUUACCAUAAAAACUGGCAAUGAUUUUAAGAUGCUACGGACUAACGAAGUGCCUGUUGGAACCACAUUGAGAAUCUUUUGUUCUCCCACCGAUUUCGUUGACACCACUUGCACCAGUACAAUGAUGCAGGCCAACAAAAAGCAAAAGGCUAAUAAUGGUCAAGUUGCAGUGUUCAAUCCAGCAUUACAGAGACAAAGUUGCGAUGGGACCUCAAACGCUGAAUGUGAUCCCGAAGCUGAUGAAUUUGAUACUGAAUUGCCGAAUUUUAAGACAAAAAAGAUAUUCAGAUCGAGUCAUAAGGAAAUCGAAGAUGAUUCUUGUCCUGAACCAGCAAAAAUGUUACUUGUUGGAUUCAAGUUGAAUGAAAAUAAGUUUGUUGAGGUAUACAGAACCUGCUAUGACCAAAUUUCUCAAACAGCGUUAUUUUCAAUUCAUGAAAUUGAACCGAGGAGCGCAACUGCUCCUCGUAAGGGGAAAUGGGCUACAACAAACGUUGUAAUUACUGGAAGAGUGUGGAAGCCCGAGGAAAUAUAUUUAACAUUUAAAAAUCUUUUGGGUAACGAUCAGUCAUACGUACGAGAUCCUAGAACGAUAACGGAAGGAAUUAAAUACGUAUUUGCACGUGGCCAUUUGGCGCCAGUAGCUGACUUCGUUUUCUGUAGUGAAAAGAGAGCCUCCUUCAAGCUUUUUAAUGCAGUACCCCAAUAUGCCAAAGUCAAUGGCGGCAAUUGGUUCAAUUCUGUUGAAAAAUGGGUACGCGAGAGUACACUAUUGUAUGGAAAACUUAAGGUUUGCACUGGGGGACUUGGAGUUUUGCAACUUGAGCACAGUGUUACGUCUACUAUGACUGACAUUUAUCUGGGUACAAAUGAACGUACUCCAAUACCUAAAUGGACUUACAAGAUUAUUAAAUCGUACACGAAUCCGAAAUUCCAUUUUGCUGUCGUCACCUUAAACAGUGUUUCAGAUGUGACAGUCACAUCGCCAUGUCCCUAUAGGCCACCAAGGUUUUGUCGUGGCCUGAAAAUCGAUAAUACUGUUCUAGAGUCUGGACAAACUUUCUGCUGCAGGGCCACAGAUUUUAUUGAGGAACAUGUUUCACAUUUGAGGGGAGUUUGCUAA